CUUCAGGAAAUGGAAAACAGGCGAACGUCAAAACACACGGCCGAGCGAAAAUGUCAAAAAUGAAUGAAGAGGCAGAGGAGGCCCUGAGGCCAGAGUCUGGAGUUUACAGAUGUGUGGAGACUGACACGGACAAGGACAUGGAGGAGCCUGCACACACGGACAACAUGUCAACACAGACCAGACCACAGACACACAGACCUCCAUCUCCAGUGCCCAGCGGUGUGUCCAUGAAGAGUGAUAGAUCCAUGGAUAAACAUCCUACCUUCAGCAGUGGACCUGUCCCAUCAGGACUAACACCACAGAAACACAGACCUCCAUCUCCAGUGCCCAGUGGUGUGUCCAUGAAGAGUGAUAGAUCCAUGGAUAAACAUCCUACCUUCAGCAGUGGACCUGUGCCAUCAGGACUAACACCACAGACACACAGACCUCCAUCUCCAGUGCCCAGCGGUGUGUCCAUGAAGAGUGAUAGAUCCAUGGAUAAACAUCCUACCUUCAGCAGUGGACCUGUCCCAUCAGGACUAACAGUAAAGGCUGAUCUGACCCAGGAUCAGUCCAGGUGUGGAGUGUGUGAGCAGGUAUUGAGGGACCCAGUCAUCACCACCUGUGGACACAGUUUCUGCAGGCAGUGCAUCAGCAGCUACUGGGAGCAGCCUGGACUACCAGGAGCCCAAGCCUGUCCCCAGUGUGGAAAGAGAUACAAGUGCCACUCACUUCAGCGUAAUGUCAGUGGAGACAAUGAUGUCCUGAGCAAAGAUAUAGAUGACCAUAAAAGCAGUCUGAAGAUGAGGUUUGAGAACAUAUCUGAAGGUAUUAACAAGCCGGGGAUUCAAACUCCCCUCAAUGAGAUCUACACAGAGCUAUACAUCACAGAGGGUGAGAGUGAAGGGGUGAAUAAGGAACAUGAAGUUUGGCAGGUGGAAUUGGCAUGUCGAAUACAAACCUCAGAGGACACAACAAUCAACUGCAAUGACAUCUUCAAGCCCUUACCUGGACAAGAGAAGCACAUUAGAACUGUGAUGACCAAAGGUGUUGCUGGCAUUGGAAAAACAGUCUCGGUGCAGAAGUUUAUCCUUGACUGGACAAAAGGUGUUGCCAAUCAGAGUGUACACUUCAUAUUUCCAUUGUCUUUCCGUGAGCUGAAUUUGGUCAGAGGUAAUGAUUAUAGUCUCAAUAGGCUCCUGCUUCACUUUCACCCUGAGCUGAAGGCACCGAAUAAUAGUGAAGGAUACAAAGACUGGCAGGUUGUGUUCAUCUUGGAUGGUUUGGAUGAGAGUCGAAUAUCACUAAAUUUCCAGUCGGACAUGUUGGUGUCCGAUGUAAAUAAAAUAACAUCUUUGGAUGUUCUGAUGACGAGCCUCAUUCAGGGAACUCUGCUUCCCUCUGCACUCAUCUGGAUAACCUCACGACCAGCAGCAGCCGGUCAGAUUCCUGCUAAGUAUAUUGACCAGGUAACAGAAGUAAGAGGAUUUAAUGACCCACAGAAGGAAGAGUACUUCAGGAAGAGAAUCAGAGAUGAGAGUAAGGCCAACAGCAUCAUCUCACACAUUAGGGCAUCCAGGAGUCUCCACAUCAUGUGCCAUAUUCCAGUCUUCUGUUGGAUUGCAGCCACUGUACUUCAGCAGAUGCUGGAACAGGACAAUACCCAGGAAAUCCCCAAAACCCUGACUGAGAUGUUCAUACAAUUCCUGCUUAUCCAGGCCACCAGGAAGGAUCAGAAGUACCAAAGUGGAGUAGAGAGAAAUAAAGAACAAUUCCUGGAAUCACAGAAAGAAAUCAUACUGAAGAUGGCAGAACUGGCUUUCAGGCAUUUAGAAAAAAGCAAUGUGAUGUUUUACGAAGAAGACUUACGAAUGUGUGGCAUUGAUGUCAAUGAAGCUUCAGUGUACUCUGGCAUGUGCACUGAGAUCUUUAAAGAAGAAUCUGUGUUUCACCAGAAGAAGGUCUACUGCUUUGUGCAUCUGAGCAUCCAGGAGUUUCUGGCAGCACUUCACGUCUUUGUUUCCUACAGCAAUCAGAUGGAGAUUAUCGGAUCAUUUUUCUGCUUGGAAGAUUCACUGAAGUUGGCAGUAACCAAAGUUCUGGACAGCACGACCGGACACUUGGACCUUUUCCUUCGCUUCCUCAUGGGCAUCUCAGUGGAGAAAAAUCAGAGGCUAUUGGAAGGUCUUCUGAACCAUACACACGACAGCUCAGAGAGCAUCAAGCAAAUCUGCCAGCACAUUAAGCAGCUGAACAAGGAGAAUCUCUCUCCUGAAAGAUGCAUCAGUCUUUUGCAGUGCUUAUCUGAAGUGAAUGAUCAUUCAAUGCAUGAAGAAAUUCAGCAGUACCUGAAAUCACCGAAAGGCUGUGACAAUAAAUUGUCUCCUGCUCACUGUUCUGCACUGGCCCACAUGAUUCUAAUGUCUGAGGAGGUGCAGGAUGAGUUUGACCUGAAGAAAUACAACACAUCAGAUGAGGGACACAGAAGACUGCUCCCAGCUGUGAGGUGCUUCCGAAUUGCAAAACUUGAUGGCUGUAAACUUAAUAAGAUGUCCUGGGAAACAGUGAAGAGAUGUCUGCAGUCUGCUAACUCCCUCAUACAGCUGGAUCUCAGUUACAAUGCCCUUGGUGAUUCUGGAGUUCAGCUUCUUUCUGCAGGACUAGCUAGUCCCCACUGUAAGCUACAAACCCUGAGACUUGGUGACUGUGAACUCACUGAUGAAUCCUGCAAGACUAUGACCAUUGUCCUACAGUCAGCAAAUGCCCUCAUGGAGCUGGACCUGAGUCACAAUGACAUUGGAGAUUCUGGAGUCCAGCUUCUCUCUGAGGGACUGGCCUGUCAUGACUGUAAACUGCAGAUAUUAAGGCUGUGUGGUUGUCUCAUCUCAAAGGAAGGCUGUGGAUUCCUGGCUUCAGCUCUGACUUCGAACCCCUCCCAUCUAAAAGAACUGGAUUUGAACUUCAACCAUCCUGGGGAAUCAAGACAACUGAAGCAGUUGUCUGCUAGACUGGGUGAUCCUCACUACAAACUGGAGACACUUAAUACGGAUCACUGUGCAGAAAUCAGACUCAGACCAGGUGUACGGAAAUAUGCUUGUGAGCUCACAAUGGACCCAAACACUGCAAACAUAAAUGUCUCUUUCUCCGAGGGAAACAGAAGGGUGACACGUGUGGUAGAGGAGCAGCCGUAUCCUGAUCACCCAGAGAGAUUCUACUACUGGUUUCAGGUGUUGUGUAGAGAGGGCCUGUCCGGACGCUGCUACUGGGAGGCUGAGUGGAGUGGGGGUGGGGCUCAUAUAGCUCUGGCCUAUAAGAGCAUUACUAGAACAGGGGGGAGUUUUGAUAGCCAGCUGGGACAUAACGACACGUCCUGGAGUCUGGACUGCGCUCCGGACAGUUACUCUGCCUGGCACAAUAAAGAAUGCAUCGCAAUACCUACCUCGUCCUCCAUCUCCAGGAGAGUAGGAGUGUACCUGGACUGGCCAGCCGGCACUCUGUCCUUCUACAGCGUCUCCUCUGACACAUUCACCCACCUGUACUCAUUCCACACCGCAUUCACUGAGCCACUUUAUCCUGCAUUUUGGGUUUGGGAUUUUAAUUCCUCAGUGUUGUUGUGCCAGAAUACAUGACCGCCUUGACCUCCUAUUCUUUAAUAUAAUACUGUUUGUAGAGAUUUUAUCGCUGGUAAUGAAUACUUAGAAUUACUAAAGUUUUCUUUUGAGGAGUAUCUGGUGCAGAGGCAGCAGAAAUUAUGUUUCUAUGGGUCCUCAGAUGAUCCUCUGAAGUCAAGAUUCUUCAUUUACUUUACAGAUUCUUAUUAACCCUGCAGAUGCCUCUGUAUUUUAAGGAGGUCAUAUUUUAACCCUUUGUUUACCGGUAAGAAGCUGUUUUUGAAGAUGAAUAAUAAAAAAAAAAAAUAU
Messenger RNA from Sardina pilchardus (European sardine), 3899 nucleotides. RefSeq names its product NACHT, LRR and PYD domains-containing protein 3-like. Lineage: Eukaryota; Metazoa; Chordata; Actinopteri; Clupeiformes; Clupeidae. The transcript is spliced from 12 exons. The coding region runs from base 51 to 3608 and encodes 1185 amino acids. The record is from RefSeq and is a predicted model, not a curated record. Gene Ontology annotation, biological process: intracellular signal transduction. Gene Ontology annotation, molecular function: protein binding.